Messenger RNA from Caretta caretta (loggerhead turtle), 1984 nucleotides. NCBI's taxonomy places the organism in Eukaryota, Metazoa, Chordata, Testudines, Cheloniidae. The record is from RefSeq and is a predicted model, not a curated record.
UAGUGUCUGUAUUAGGUAGGAGACGGAUGCAGUAUACUCUGACCAUGGUUUUUAUUUGUUAACUAGAACCUUUUAGAAUUAGACUAUCUACUCCUUGUACUUAUAGCACUGAGUGUAAACUAAUCCCUGACUACGUCUAUUCCAUUGUUUCAAAUAUUAUUGGGGGGGAAAUGAUGGAGGAACCUUUCUAUGAUUUUGAACAAGAUUCUACAUCGGAUUUUCCAUUCUGGGGCCCUAUGGAUUCUAAUAUCCAACUCCAACCUCAGCCAGAAAAUGGCCUAUCUGACUGUUCUUCUCUGACAGGCCAACUCUCCCCUUGGCCCUCUUUUACUUGCCAGUCCAUGUUCCCUGAUGAUGCUCAGAUUUCACUCACAGAUUUGGAUGGACAAGCUCUGCAGCUGGAGGGAAGUGCUGAACUGGACAGCUCCUUGUUGGUUCAACCAAAGGCUAAUAAACCGCAUAAACAUCACAGGCUAAUUCCUGCUCCCCCUUACAAGGUACAAAGAUAUGCAGCUAAUAUUAGGGAAAGAAAGAGGAUGCUCAGUAUCAACUCUGCUUUUGAUGAACUCAGAUGCCAUGUACCAACUUUCCCCUAUGAAAAGCGCCUCUCCAAAAUCGACACGCUUAGGCUGGCCAUCGCAUACAUUGCGCUGCUGAAUGAUAUCCUAAUCUCGGGCUGCCAUCCCAAAUCCUAUGUGGAACAAUGUAUGAAAAAUGGAUAUAAAAGUCACAAAAAUGCAAUCUGGAACACGAGCGAUCUGACAACCCGCCUCUCCUGGAUCAAAUGGAAUUAAGAGGCACUCAGAACAAAAAGAGGGUUCUUUAAAGACAAUCAGCUGCAAAACCUGAUGACCUGACUGCUGGCGUACCGGCUGUUACAUUCUCACUACUGCAAGCAAAAACAUAGCCUCCUGUAACUUUUAUUAUCGUGACAGGCUUGUAUUCUCUUCCUGUCCCCUGUUGCCCAUCUUCUUUUUAUUGUUUCUAACAUAUUAACCCCUGUUUAAGGGCUUCUUCUUUAUAAAGCAUUUCUCCAGGUUUCUGGAGUCUCUUCCAUGGACAAGGUCUCCUCCUAUAUGAAAAUCAGACUAGAAUUGAAAACAUAGCUUGAGAUUUUCCAAGCUGAUUGGAAUGCCCAAUUCCCAUUAAAAUGAACAGAAACUGAUGAUGAAGGGGCUGGCGUGCUGAGCCCACUGCCAAUCUGACUGACUAAUUGUGUCCCAUUGCUUCUUUGUAUUCCCCCAUUGAUCUGUAUCCAUCUGUUGUCUCUUGUCUUCUAAUUGUAAGCUCUUUGGGGCAUAGACCAUCUUUUUGUUCUUCAUGACGGAAUCCUGGUCCAUGAGAAGAGCUCUUAGGUGUGCCAGUCAUACAUAUAAUAAGUAUCAUCUGUCAGACUUGGUUUCUUGUUUCAAAAUGUGUUUGUUCGGACCAUGGCAAGUGUUUCAAAAGGGGCUUUUGGGUGUCUAUUUGGCACACUUAGAGAAUCCUGAUUCUUAGAGGGCAGGUGCUCAGCACUUCCUGAAUAUUCUCAAGUGGAACACCCAAAAACCAUGGCAACUUGAGAGCUUGUCUCAUUCACCCACAGAAGUUGGUCCCAUGAAAGAUAGUCCUUCACCCACCUUGUCUCUCUACAAAUGGAGCAAGCCAAUGUUGACUUUUUUGAUUCAAUUUUUUUUCUUAAUGUUUAAAGGUGAGAUUUUCAAAAGCAGAGCUUGUUGGAUUAAUUCUGUUCCCAGUGGAAUUGAUGAGACUUUUACCAUUGAUUUCAGUGGCAGCAGUUAGGACAUGCUGGGUGCUUCUGAAAUUCCUGGUCUAAAAGAAUACGGAGAAGCAAUGUUGUGUAUUCAGAUUUGUUCUUGAUAAAUGUUUACUGAAGAGUAAUUUCCACAUGGUACGUGUCAUGUAACUGGCGUUAAUCUUAGGACAUUCAUCUCAUCAUGAACAAAGGUUUAUUUGAAUAAAAGUGUAAUUGUUUUGGCAACCA